Molecule: messenger RNA, 4290 nt
Organism: Linum trigynum
Lineage: Eukaryota; Viridiplantae; Streptophyta; Magnoliopsida; Malpighiales; Linaceae
Source: the annotation of a GenBank genome assembly
UUAGCGAAAGUGCCAUUUAUAUUACAUGCUUUCAAUAAGCACAAAAAUAUUCCAAUCUAUUAGGGGUUUGCGUCAUUUGUGUUACACAAAUUUCUGUUGACCGUUAGAAAUGACGGUUGACCUAACGGUGGCCCACUUUGUGUCCAUGUAGGCGUCACGUGGAUGCCACGUUUGAAAAAAUGCUUAAAAAUAUUAUUAAUUAAUUAUUAUUAUUCUAUUACAAAAUAAAAAUUCUUUCAACCCCACCCACCCUAUCUUUUUUACAGCAUCGGGCCUCUAUUCUCCCAACCCGAGGACGAAUGGAGCUACUCUCCUGCUACCUCCGUUCCAAACAACAACGACGGCGACUGUGUCGACAAAGCUUUGGACGGCGGCGACGCUGGAGCUUAGGAAGGGGGUCGUGGCUGUGGAGUUUUGAAAGGUGACUCUUGCGCUCGAGCUUUGGAAGACGGCGGUGAUGGUUUGUUGUUGAGGCGUCACAGAAGGAAAGACAAAGCAGGUCAGUUGAAGGGUGGAAGAUUGGUCGUAACUAAGGUCGACCGUUGAUCAACGACCAUUUCUUUCCACCUGCAAUUCCCCCAACGAAUGCGAAUCACCUGGCCAAUUUUUCGCCAAAUGGGUUGUUGUCUCAGUAGUGCAACCAAAUCCUCUCCAAUUGUUUCUGCUUCUCACCCUUCCUUAAAAAAACGACAACCGUUACGACUUCGAGCCGCCCAAGUUUCUCAAGCCAACCGCGAAAACCAGAGCUCUGCCACCGGACUGCAGCGAGGAAACCGUCAAGGAAGUCCUCUCCUCCGAAAUCCCCAAUCCCAAGCAUCCCCACAGGCUGCCGUCGCCGCAACAGCAACAUUACUCUGCCAUUCCACCUCCCCAAUCGCCGCUGAAUCCAGUGAAUCCGCAGCCAGAGGAGCCAAUCGUUGUCUAGGAGAAGAAGGAAAUUCAACCUUCGGUGGUGGAGAAACUAGUGGCCGAAGAGGAGAUCUCGGAGCAAGAUGUGUCGGAGGUUGCAGUGUGAGCGUGAGCUUUAGCAUGAGCGAGAGCACGAUGUCGACGGCGACGACGGCGAAUGAUGAGGAGGUCACGAUGAAGCAGAUGAAGUUGAGCAUGAGAUCUUCUCGGGCGGGGAAGAUGUCUGCGGCGGCAAGGAUGAAUCGGGCGUUUUCGACGGCGGAUGCAGACUCGAAGAUAUAGCUCUGCGCCGAUUCGACCACUCCGAUCCUCCGAUCUCACUCCCAGCGACGAUCCGAAGCCUUUGCCUCCACUCGCACGCUGAUUGAUUCUGCCCAGCUCGUCGAUUUAGGGAAAUUUUUUCCCUAUGGGAAGCUAGGGUUCUUCUUUGUUUCACAGUCGAGGGAGACGAAGAGGAAAGGUGAGAACGAAAUCAGUUUGGGGAGCCCGAUCCCGUUUUUAUUUUUACCUUAUUUUUUUCAUUUCAGUAAAUAAACCACCUCACCAAGCCACGUAGGAUCCUAUUAAGCGCUGACUGGGCGUUGAAAAGUCGCACAGUUAUGUUUAACGACCCAACUAACGGAGAAAACAUUUUAGUAUACAAAUGGCAUAUCCAAAAAGAUGUAAUAUUAAUGGCACUUUCGCUAAAGGAUGAUAUUUUUAGUGGUAUUAGCCCUAAUAUAAAAGAAUCUGCAAAAGGUUUGGAUAAAAAAUAGACAUUACCCUAUAUAUUUUACUGAAUGGCUAAACGUCGUACUCACGCGAUAUUGCUGGAUCGGGCUUUCGUCCAUUGUCCUAGAUUCCCCACUGCUGCCCCCCGUGGGAGUCCGGGCCGUGUCUCAGUCCUAGUGUGGCUGAUCAUCCGAAAAGACCAGCCAAGCAUCAUUGGCUUGGUCAGCCUUUUUUAUGAUGAGUGGGACUGAAGUCUCCAUAUACUUAUUUGGGCGUUUGAAAUGAAGUGGCCCGCUGGUGGACCCCCUUUCUUUCCUUCCUUUGUGGUGGAUCGACGAGCUAUAUAUUUUACUGAAUGGCUAAACGUCGUCUUAGUUUUACUAUUAUCGCCCUAACUUAAAACGUAAACUUACUAUUUUGUCAUUUAUUAAUCAAACCCAAAUUCAAAAAACAAACAAAUCUUAAAAUUCCUAAAACUUCUUGACCACCGCCGACAUCCUCUCCGAACACCCUUUCCGGCGACCCCCCCUGCAAACCGCCAUCGUUAUUUCUACUCUCCGUCGCCUACACCCGUCAUGGGUGCUGCUUCUGGAGUUUCCUGCCUUUUCCGCCGGAACGCAUUUAGAUUCGCUCACAGUGAAAGUAAUCCCUAUAAAGGGAUCUAUGUGGAUUUCGAUUAUAAUUUCUACUUUGAUGAAACCCAAAGUCGUUUCUUAGCAAAGUGCCCUAUUUGAUUAUGCCAUCAGAUCAAUACUUCACUAGCCUAUGGCCCGGCCGAUUGGCCGGUAGAGUUUUAUCUCGUCAUUCUAUCUUGUCACUAUUUUUGUCUAUUUCGAGUACUUAAAUUUAGUAAUAGUGCUACUUUACUAUCAAGUACCUAUGUAAGGGACACUACUCCUAUGAUCGAAUAACUAAUGGCCUUAUUUCAUAGCUUCAAGUAUUGUAUUUAUCAAUGUAUGAGUUUUAGGUAAAAGGAUUACUAUCAAGUGUCAUGAACACUAAAUUAUAGUUUAUCAACAUUCUUUCAUUUAGUACUUGUAUAUUCCAAAUCAGACCAUAAACUCUUCUCUUACUAACUCCAUCAAACUAAUUGAAUUCUAGUAGAUAUUCGAAAUGGAGAUUCAUUAUGUUACAAUGACUUACAAAGUGGCCACUACAUUGUUGUAAUCUCAUUUGCUAUUGCAUAUUCAAUGUCACGUAGGAUUUGCAAUUAACCAAAUUAUCAUUGAUGUAGUAACUAAUGCUCUAAGAAAUGAUUAGCAUAAGAGCAUCUACAUUGGUUUUGCAUUUUCAAUUGCAAGAUGAUAUAUCAUGUGUUUCUAUAAUUGCAAAACCAAUUGUAUUAAUGUGGCUAUGCAUGGUAUAUUUGCAAGUUUACAACAAAUGCAAUUGCAUAUAAGAUCAACUAAUAAUCAGGCCGCGCUCCGCGCUGGGAUUUGUGAUACAAUCUUAAAACAGAGACGUUACAUCUUGUAUUAUCUUGUGUUUCAUGUAAUCUGUGUCAAUUAGUUUGCUAAUUAUGAUCAAAGAAAACAGAAUAUACAAUAGUACAAUAGAGCAAGACAAAAGUCAAAAGAAACACAAUAGAUCAACAAUCCACCUUGAGAAUGCUCAUCUACGCAAAAGCACAAAACCCAACAUCAAUAAACCUGAAUUCUAACCAAAAUUACAGAACACCUUGUAAAUUAACAGGAUGAGCAAGCUAACGUCCAUGAGAUCCAAAGACUCGAGGCUUCUGCUCCAACUCACAAUUCCGAUGAAGAACCCCCUAUAAUAUUAUCCACCCUCUGCACAAUCAAACCACAUCCCAGGAACCCAGAUAGAGAUAUGCAAAGGAGGAAGUGGGGAUAUAGAAGCUCUUCAUGGCUCUUCUUGUUGUAGGCAGCCAUGGCGGAUAUAGAACGGAACUUCACAUGUUCAGGCUGAUCUCUUCCCCACUCUGCCUGAUCGGUUGCCAAAUAAGGUACUGUUCUAGUACCAAAUGGUGUUGAUAAUGGGUCCUGACCAGAUGCAUCAGCAAACAAACUUGUCCCACCUGCAAGUAAAGAAACUUUUAACACUAUGUUUGGGAAGGGGUGUAAAUGGAAGGGGGUGCAAGUUUGGAGGGGUAAACACAAGUUCCAAGGCGUUUACUCCCGUUUGGUUAUUUUGUAACAGUAGGGGGGUGCAAAACGUGAGCGUAAAUUCACUGUUUCGGCUUACCCCCCAAAUUGGGGUGCAAGGGAAGGAAGGAAGGGAGGGGGAAGGGGGAGGAGGGGAAUUAUGAAUUUUUAAUUAGAUUAUAAUUACAUAAUAAUCAAUAUUAUUAAUUUUUUCUUAUAUCUAUAUUAGUGUAGAAGUUGUUUGGGGUUGACCGUUUGACCCAGAGAGCAAGUUUGUCAAUGUUCGCCUCGUCAAAUCGAUAUCUCUUAGUUGACCCGAAUUUGCAUUGAAAAUUAGAGAUAAGAAGCAUUUGUUGAAAAGAUAGAGAGGAACAGUUUAGUUAACUCGAUUUACUUUAAUAAGUAGUUAAAACUUACAGAUUCGAAUGUGUUUGACUAAGUUUGACCAUAUUCAAUUUAAAGUUAGGCACGAGAACCCUCUUAGGAUGACCAGUUACGAGUUGGAUUUCGAGUUUCAAGGUUGCUCGACCAAUGAUUAUUAUUGUUGUUAUAAAUAAUUAUAUCUGGG